UUUCAGUUAAUAAUGUCGAAAGGAAUCCUACUGGGUGAAAAAUUUCCAGAUUUUCAAGCGGAGACCAGUGAAAGCUUCAUUUCGAGUUUCCAUGAUUGGAUUGGCGAAAACAGCUGGGCAAUACUGUUUUCUCAUCCACGAGAUUUCACUCCAGUUUGCACUACGGAACUUGCUAGGCUAGUCCAACUAGCGCCUGAAUUCAAAAAACGGAAUGUGAAGCUGAUUGGCUUGAGUUGUGACUCGGCACAAUCGCACCGUGAGUGGGCUGAUGAUAUCAUCGCAUUAUGCAAAAUGAAGUUUGGUGAUUGUGGUGCUUGUAGCUCAGGAAACAAAUUACCGUUUCCGAUAAUAGCAGAUGAGAAUCGUUCUCUAGCCACCAAACUGGGAAUGAUGGAUCCGGACGAACGUGAUGAAAAGGGUGCUGCGCUAACCGCACGCUGUCUAUUCAUAAUUGGACCUGAGAAAACGUUGAAACUUUCCAUCUUAUACCCUGCAACAACGGGACGAAAUUUCGAUGAAAUCUUGCGUGUUGUUGAUUCGCUUCAACUUACAGCAGUUAAACUAGUAGCGACACCAGUCGACUGGAAAAGUGGUGAUGAAUGUGUCGUGAUACCAACGAUUGAUGACAACGAGGCAAAGAAGUUGUUUGGUGGGACGAUAAACACUGUCGAACUGCCAUCUGGGAAACAUUACCUUCGCAUGGUUCCUCAUCCAAAAUAAGACGACACUUUGCUGUGUUCCCCAUUGUCAUUAAAAAAUUAAGCUCGCAGUUCACAUAUUUUUCAAUAAACGUUGUCCAAAUUAUGUUUGCCUGGGUUUUCAGCACACUGUUAUUGUUACUAUAGUAUAACAUGUCUGUU
This is a messenger RNA of Loa loa (African eye worm), 860 nucleotides long. Its product is annotated as 1-Cys peroxiredoxin. The transcript has 6 exons. The coding region runs from base 13 to 720 and encodes 235 amino acids. The record is from RefSeq and is a predicted model, not a curated record. Lineage: Eukaryota; Metazoa; Nematoda; Chromadorea; Rhabditida; Onchocercidae. Gene Ontology annotation, biological process: cell redox homeostasis; cellular oxidant detoxification. Gene Ontology annotation, cellular component: cytosol; mitochondrion. Gene Ontology annotation, molecular function: peroxiredoxin activity.